Scaptodrosophila lebanonensis is the source of this 1605-nucleotide messenger RNA. It is a transcript of the gene Rpt2, whose product is annotated as 26S proteasome regulatory subunit 4. Gene Ontology annotation, biological process: proteasome-mediated ubiquitin-dependent protein catabolic process. NCBI's taxonomy places the organism in Eukaryota, Metazoa, Arthropoda, Insecta, Diptera, Drosophilidae. Bases 151 to 1470 code for a protein of 439 amino acids. Gene Ontology annotation, molecular function: proteasome-activating activity; ATP hydrolysis activity; ATP binding. Gene Ontology annotation, cellular component: proteasome regulatory particle, base subcomplex. The record is from RefSeq and is a predicted model, not a curated record. The transcript is spliced from 2 exons.
CCAAUCGGUGUUGGGCAGCGACAGAUCUGUAGAAGCAGCGCACCCAACUUCGCUUUGGUUAUGACUAGUAAAAAUCUGUUUGUGUUGCCGGACUCAAAGUAAAUUCGGUGAAGAAUAAGUAUAUCGUAGGCUUUAAAGUCAAUACGCAAAAUGGGACAGAACCAAUCGGCUCAAGGUGGUGCUGGCGACAAGAAAGAUGACAAAGACAAAAAAAAGAAGUACGAGCCACCAAUUCCAACGCGCGUUGGUAAGAAGAAGCGUCGCGCAAAGGGUCCCGAUGCUGCCAUGAAGCUGCCCCAAGUGACUCCGCAUACACGGUGUCGCCUAAAGUUGCUGAAGUUAGAACGCAUCAAAGAUUAUCUCAUGAUGGAGGACGAAUUUAUACGCAAUCAGGAGCGCUUAAAGCCCCAGGAUGAAAAGAAUGAAGAGGAACGUUCCAAGGUCGAUGAUCUGCGAGGCACGCCCAUGUCUGUUGGAAAUCUAGAAGAGAUUAUCGAUGAUAAUCAUGCUAUUGUGUCCACGUCUGUGGGGUCUGAGCAUUAUGUCAGCAUUUUAUCUUUUGUGGACAAAGAUCAACUGGAGCCUGGAUGCUCAGUGUUGUUGAAUCACAAAGUUCAUGCUGUGGUGGGCGUGCUCAGCGAUGAUACAGAUCCCAUGGUGACUGUGAUGAAGCUGGAAAAGGCACCGCAAGAGACCUAUGCCGAUAUUGGUGGUCUAGACACUCAGAUUCAGGAAAUCAAAGAAUCUGUGGAGCUUCCGCUAACACAUCCCGAAUACUAUGAGGAGAUGGGCAUAAAGCCCCCUAAGGGUGUUAUUUUGUAUGGACCUCCAGGCACGGGCAAAACACUGCUCGCCAAGGCUGUGGCCAAUCAGACGUCGGCAACUUUCUUGCGCGUCGUUGGCUCUGAACUUAUUCAAAAGUAUCUCGGUGAUGGCCCCAAACUGGUACGUGAGCUGUUCCGCGUGGCCGAGGAACAUGCUCCGUCUAUUGUGUUCAUCGAUGAAAUUGAUGCGGUGGGAACGAAACGUUACGAUUCAAACUCUGGCGGUGAGCGUGAAAUACAACGCACAAUGUUGGAAUUGCUUAAUCAAUUGGAUGGUUUCGAUUCCCGGGGUGAUGUUAAGGUUAUAAUGGCUACAAACCGCAUUGAAACUCUCGAUCCGGCGUUGAUCCGUCCCGGACGUAUUGAUCGUAAAAUCGAAUUCCCUCUCCCGGAUGAAAAGACCAAACGUCGCAUUUUCACUAUUCAUACAUCGCGCAUGACACUCGCUGAGGACGUCAACCUGAGUGAACUAAUCAUGGCAAAAGAUGAUUUAUCUGGUGCAGAUAUCAAAGCCAUUUGCACAGAAGCUGGUUUAAUGGCGUUGCGCGAGCGUCGUAUGAAGGUAACUAACGAGGACUUCAAGAAGUCCAAGGAGAGCGUGUUGUAUCGCAAAAAAGAGGGCACGCCCGAAGGAUUGUAUUUAUAAGUCAAGAAAUUUAUGUUCAGUUAACAAAUUUAUCCUAUUAACACACAUUAAAGCCGAUUAAUAACAUAGUAAUAUCACUUGGAUGUGAAUAAAUUUUCAGUAAUUGGCAAAGUUCCGGCAUAUUGUCCCAAUAAA